AUACAUAAAUUCCAAAAGUAAAAUAUAGAGUAAUAAUUAAAAUCAUCAUAAGUGAAGUACAUAUCAAUUCAGACCCAAUACAUGUCGGGCUGAUCUGAUGCCUUGAAAACUUUCCAUUCAGACAUUGCAUACUCAUUAAUCACAUACUCAACACUCAAUUAUACACACACACAGUCAUGUAUGCAUAUGAUAUCUUUUGUGAUCUUUAAUAUCAACAAACAACCAGCUGCAGGCAAAUUGGCUAAGAAUUUGAGAAAUGGCAACUCCGGUGGAGCCUCCGAAUGGGAUCAGAGUCCAAGGAAAGCAUUACUUUAUGAUGUGGCAAGCUUUGUUUGAAAUUGACACUAAAUAUGUUCCUGUCAAGCCUAUUGGUAGAGGAGCUUACGGCAUCGUAUGCUCUUCGAUUAACAGAGAAAGUAAUGAGAAGGUAGCAAUAAAGAAGAUUCAUAAUGCCUUUGAUAACCGUGUUGAUGCUUUAAGGACACUGCGUGAAAUAAAGCUCCUGCGCCAUCUGAGACAUGAAAAUGUAAUAGCUUUAAAAGAUGUUAUGAUGCCUACCCAAAGGAGAACUUUUAAGGACGUUUACUUGGUUUAUGAGCUUAUGGAUACGGACUUGCAUCAGAUUAUCAAGUCGUCUCAAGCACUUUCAAAUGAUCAUUGCCAAUAUUUUCUAUAUCAGUUGCUCCGAGGUCUCAAGUAUCUGCAUUCAGCUAAUAUUCUUCAUCGUGACCUUAAGCCUGGCAACCUACUUAUAAAUGCAAAUUGUGACCUAAAAAUCUGUGACUUUGGUCUCGCCCGUACUAGUAGUGGAAAGGGUCAAUUUAUGACAGAGUAUGUUGUUACGCGCUGGUAUAGGGCACCAGAGCUACUCCUUUGCUGCGAUAACUAUGGGACAUCCAUCGACGUGUGGUCUGUUGGGUGCAUAUUUGCAGAGCUUCUCGGGCGCAAACCCCUAUUUCCUGGUACAGAGUGUCUUAACCAACUCAAACUGAUAAUCAACAUUCUUGGCAGCCAGAGUGAAAACGAUAUUGAAUUCAUUGACAAUCGAAAGGCUAGAAAUUUCAUAAAGUCACUUCCAUAUUCCCUUGGAACCCCAUUUCCCGACCUGUAUCCCCAUGCCCAUCCAUUAGCAAUUGAUCUACUCCAGAAGAUGCUUGUUUUCGACCCUGCAAAGAGAAUUAGUGUAACUGAUGCACUACAACACCCUUACAUGUCUUCUUUGUAUGAUCCUAACUGUAAUCCUCCAGCCCAAGUUCCGAUUGAUCUUGACAUAGACGAGGAUUUAAGAGAAGAUAUGAUAAGGGAGAUGAUGUGGUUUGAAAUGCUUCACUACCAUCCUGAAGCUGUUGCAUCCAGUAUGGGAGUAAAUUGAUAACCUUAUAAUUUGUCUUUUUGCAGAGCUCUUUCUUAAGGUUUGUGGACAUUAGAUUUCCCUUUGAUAUGAUUUUGUCACUUUUUCCCAUCCUAAUAAUCACUAGAAUAAUGCAGUAGCAGUUUGUGCUGUGACGCAUAGGAUUGCUAAAACAUUGUUUCCAUGAGCUUCAACUUUCCAUGACAAAUGCUCUUUAAAUUGUGUAUAUAUAUUUCAUGUUGUAAUUUUGAACAAUUUUGCCCCUGCAACUUAUCUAUGAAUUUGCAGAACAGGUUGGAUGA
This is a messenger RNA of Daucus carota subsp. sativus, 1653 nucleotides long. RefSeq names its product mitogen-activated protein kinase homolog NTF3. NCBI's taxonomy places the organism in Eukaryota, Viridiplantae, Streptophyta, Magnoliopsida, Apiales, Apiaceae. Gene Ontology annotation, molecular function: MAP kinase activity; ATP binding. Gene Ontology annotation, cellular component: cytoplasm; nucleus. The record is from RefSeq and is a predicted model, not a curated record. The coding region runs from base 257 to 1372 and encodes 371 amino acids. The transcript is spliced from 3 exons. Gene Ontology annotation, biological process: protein phosphorylation; intracellular signal transduction.